This is a messenger RNA of Hydra vulgaris (swiftwater hydra), 666 nucleotides long. RefSeq names its product MORN repeat-containing protein 2. The record is from RefSeq and is a predicted model, not a curated record. NCBI's taxonomy places the organism in Eukaryota, Metazoa, Cnidaria, Hydrozoa, Anthoathecata, Hydridae.
AUUAAAUAACACUAUUAUUUACAUAUGUUUCAUUUGCGUCCGCAAUUAAAUUUGUUUUGCAUUUUUACAUUAAUUUAUUUCACUACCUAUUAAACUUAUAUAAUCUAAUAAAAAGAUGACUAAUCAAGAAAGUGGUGUUUAUGUUUUCCCAAAUGGUGACAGAUAUGCUGGUGAUUAUUCACAUCGAAGUGAUGGAUCUAUAAUGAGACAAGGAAUAGGUCAAUACACAUCUAAAGAUGGUCUAAUUUGCAAAGGAAUUUGGUCUGAUGAUAAAUUAAAUGGAAUAGGUGAAGUUACGUUUACCUCUGGUGCAGCAUAUGAAGGAAUGUUUGUCAACAACUGUAUGCAUGGAAACGGAAGAUAUAAAUUUCCAGAUGGUUCAGUGUAUGAAGGUUUUUUUCAGGACAAUAAACUGUUAGGCAGGGGAACAUUUACAGAUACUAAAGGACAGAUAUGGCAUGGCGAGCUUAACAAUAAUAUAGGAAACGGGUUUCAGUUUAAAUUAAAUAUGUAAAUAAAAAUGUAAAUACUGUUUAUACAAAUGUAUAUGUCAAUAUAUUAUAGUUUUAAAAAAAAAUUAAUAAUGUUCAAAGUUUAAAAUUUAAUUGUAUAUAGUUUCUUAAAGAAUGUAUAUAAUAAAUAAUGUUGAUAUUAAACGACCUGUUA